Molecule: messenger RNA, 1425 nt
Organism: Vollenhovia emeryi
Lineage: Eukaryota; Metazoa; Arthropoda; Insecta; Hymenoptera; Formicidae
Exons: 6
Coding region: 825-1214 (129 amino acids)
Biological process (GO): detection of chemical stimulus involved in sensory perception of smell; sensory perception of smell
Cellular component (GO): plasma membrane
Molecular function (GO): odorant binding; olfactory receptor activity
Source: RefSeq, a predicted model, not a curated record
AAAUGUACUCUGAAUUUAGUCAUCAACGUUCUGUCUUCUGUAUUAUUUUUUUCUAUGUAUGUUAUUAAAUAUAUUUCGUUUAGUAUUAACACCAAAAUCGUAAAAUAUUUGUUGGAGUACUUGCAGUACAUAUGUAACGAGUUAACUGACGAAAAUGAACUCAAUAUCAUAGUAAAGUACCGUAAUUAUGCGAGACAUUACACAAUUACAUUGUUAUUGCUUUUAGUGUUCGUGAUGUUCGUUUUAACUUUAUGUUUAUUUUGGCCACACAUUUUCGAUAUCUUGUUCUUCAUAAACGGAACUCGAUCACGGUCUUCGUUGCCGCUUAUGGCUGAAUAUUUCAUUGAUCAAGAAAAAUAUGUCUAUUUUAUAUUGUUUCACAUGUACGCGGCUUAUGCCAUAGGCUGUACCACAUUGUUAGCGACUGGAACAUUGUUUAUAGUUUGUCAACAGCAUGCGUGCGGAAUGUUUCGAAUUGCUAGGUAAGAGAAUAAAUAUAACAUAAAACAGACAGUAGAAAAUUUGGAAAAUUAAAAAAUAAGAGGCCUAUGUAAGUUUGGUAGAAGAAUCACUUGCAGUUAUCGUGUCGAACAAGCAAUGGCAUUCGAGAUGUUACGAAAAAACAACUGGAAAAGUGAGAAACUGAUUUAUAAAGGAUUAAUCUAUGCCGUUGACAUGCAUCGCAAAGCUAUGAAGUUAGAAUUUAUAUAUCAAGAAUAAUACAUUAUUUGUAACAAUCAAUUUAUCACAUAUAGAAUACACGUAAAGUAAUAUCUUGUGUCUCUUGAAGGUUGUCUGACUUGACGAUAUCUAAAUUUAAAGUAAUGUUCUCCUUUUUGAUAUUAUUUGGUGUGCUUAGCGCAAGUCUUAAUGUUUUUCGGAUUUUUCAGGUAAUAUCAUUUGAAUUCGAUAGUGUGGAAAUUUUAUUACGCAUAUUGUAUAUAAUUAUUGAAUUUGUGUAUAUAAUGCUAGCCAAUUAUCUUGCGCAAGAAAUUAUGGAUCACAAUAAUGAUGUAUAUGUUUCCGUGUACAAUGUUCAAUGGUAUAUGGCUCCAUUACAAAUACAGAAGUUUAUUUUAUUCCUGUUGCAAAGAAGUACCAAGGUGUUUACUAUGAAUAUUGCUGGAUUGUUUGUGGGGUCUUUAGAAGGUGCAGCUACGUUGCUGAGCACCGUGCUAUCAUAUUUCACUGUCCUUUAUUCUACGCAACGUUAAAACAAAAUGGUUUAAUUAAAGAUACUAUAAAGUAUAACAUGCGAUAAGAAUGAUUACAAAUAAUUAAUACUGGCUAUUAUUUGGAAAGAAAAAGGGGUGAUUAAUAAGUUGCACUAAAAACAAAUGAGGUAUAACGAAUAUAUUUGCGCAACUAUUUGUAAUGAAAUAUUUUCUCAAGUAUUAUAUUUUUGCUUGUCUGAGAAAUAAACAU